Messenger RNA from Spinacia oleracea (spinach), 1934 nucleotides. RefSeq names its product pheophytinase, chloroplastic. The transcript is spliced from 6 exons. The record is from RefSeq and is a predicted model, not a curated record. Gene Ontology annotation, cellular component: chloroplast. Bases 189 to 1712 code for a protein of 507 amino acids. Gene Ontology annotation, molecular function: pheophytinase activity. Lineage: Eukaryota; Viridiplantae; Streptophyta; Magnoliopsida; Caryophyllales; Amaranthaceae. Gene Ontology annotation, biological process: chlorophyll catabolic process.
GGGUCGGGGGUCCAGAUGUCCAGUGCAUAAUGCAAACGACUUGUCUUCAUUUUCUCUCUCCUCAUUAUUUAUAAUCGGAGCUUCCUAUAUCAUCGGAAGCUAAGAUUCUUCACUAAAUCCUCUCUCACAAUUUCUAAUCUUUAUGAAAUUUGAAGUUUUCUGAUUUAGAAAACGUUUUUCCUUUUCACAUGGAAGUUCUUCUGUACCAUUCAGCACCUUCUCACCUACAGUUACAGCUGGUGGAGAAAAAAACGUGUUUACAAGGAUUACAUCCUUUGGUAGGGGAAAAGACACAAGGUGUGUGUACCCCAAGGAAGCAUUAUUUAGUGAAAAACCUCUAUCACCAUGAAGCUUCUGGUUCACUCAACACCAGUAAAAGUCGUCACAUUGUGCCCAAAGCCUUCAAUGAAAGUUACAGCGGGACUGUGGUUGGUGGGGAACAAAGUUUGAAAGAUAUAUCAGAUACUGCAGAUUCAGUGUCAAAGGUUUUGAUCCCAGGGUUGCCAGAUGAAGCAUUAGGUGAAACUAGUGCUUCUAUAAGUAGUUGUUAUUGGGAAUGGAAGCCAAAGUUUAACGUGCAUUAUGAAAAAGCUGGAUGUGGGAAUGUUAAUUCCCCACCACUUCUCUUCCUUCCUGGAUUUGGUGUUGGCAGCUUUCACUAUGAGAAGCAGCUGAAGGAAUUAGGGCGUGAUUUUAGAGUGUGGGCGCUAGAUUUUCUUGGCCAAGGAAAGUCAUUGCCCUUUGAAGAUCCUGCUCCUUUGUUGAAGAAAGUUAACCUCUCUCAACAAGAGGAUAAGACAUGGGGCUUUGGAGAGAAAGCUGAACCAUGGGCCGAAGAACUUGUUUAUUCUGUUGAUCUAUGGAGGGAUCAAGUACAAUAUUUCAUUGAGCAGGUCAUUGGUGAACCAGUUUAUGUUGUUGGGAAUUCACUUGGAGGAUAUGUUGCAACCUAUUUUGCAGCAUGUAACCCUGAGUUGGUGAAGGGUGUUACCCUACUCAAUGCAACACCUUUUUGGGGUUUUCUUCCAAAUCCCACAAAAUCUCCUUUACUAUCUAGGAUGUUUCCUCCGGCUGGAACUUUUCCUCUACCUGCUAAUGUAACUAAGAUUAUGGACAUAGUUUGGCAGAAAAUGAGUGAUCCGGAAACCAUAGCGGAGUUGCUCAGGCAAGUUUACGCGGACCAUUCAACAGAUGUUGAUAAAGUCUUUUCUCAGAUAGUUGAGACAACAGAACAUCCUGCUGCUGCAGCAGCAUUUGCCUCAAUAAUGUGUGCACCCACCGGUCAGCUAUCUUUUAACGAGUCUCUAUCAAGAUGUAAAGAAAGCAAUGUUCCUGUUUGUCUCGUGUAUGGGAAAGAGGAUCCAUGGGUAAAGCCCAUGUGGGGCCAACAGGUGAAGAAGCAACUUCCGAAAGCUUCAUACUAUGAAAUUAGCCCUGCAGGUCAUUGUCCUCAUGAUGAAGUUCCUGAGGUGGUAAACUAUUUACUGCGUGGUUGGAUCAAAAGUCAAGAAUCGGAGGGUUCUGUCACAUUGCCUCUGCUGGAUGAUCCAGAGGAGGUCCAAUAUGAUCUAACCAAGGACGUGGAAUUUGUCAGAGACGGAUCUAAAAAGUUAGUAAGAGUACGCUUCCUUGGUUCAGAGUUUUCACUCUGGAAGCAAAUACAAUCUCAGAUCAAAGGCCGAUUAAGGAAUAUAAGAAUGAAAACUCAAUGACGAAGCCAUGCAUGUAAUAUGCAGUGUUGUAGUCUUGUAGAUAUGUAAAUCCACCUUAUUCUUGUAAUUGUGUAUUAUUGAUAAUUAGUGAUUGUUGCCUGUAAAAAUCGUGUAGUUGCAUGUGCAGAUUAAAUCUGCUUAGUUCAAGGGAUCAGGGAAAUCAUAUAUUUGUAAUCCUCCCAUUAAUAGUUGAGUGAUUUGUUAGGAUCUGAUGCUUUCCAA